AUGAGUUUCUCUGAGAAAUAUAAUGGCUUAGCUGAUGAGAAAGCUUCAGUUCCUGCUGAUUUGAGCAGUACUGAACAAGCUUUUGCUGCUCAUGCUGAUGAAGAGCCAAUUUAUCACAGCUUUUUAGGAAUGUCUGGUAAAAAGCUAUCAACUGUGGUUUCAACUGUUGCAGGUGUUGGGUUUCUUUUAUUUGGUUAUGAUCAAGGUUUGAUGGGUUCACUUUUAACUUUAGAACCAUUCAGAGAAACUUUCCCGGAGAUUGAUGUUGUUGAUGAUCCAUCAAAAUCAACUUAUCAAGGUUUUGUUAUUGCAGUUUAUGAAAUUGGGUGUCUUGCUGGUGCUUUAUUUACAAUGUGGUUUGGUGAUAAAGUUGGUCGUAGAAAGACCAUCUUUGUUGGUUGUUGGAUUAUGAUUGUUGGUGCUAUUAUUCAAACUGCUUCUUAUUCUACUGCACAAUUAUUGGUUGGUCGUAUUGUUGCUGGUGUGGGUAAUGGUAUGAAUACGUCCACGGUUCCAGUUUGGCAAUCUGAGUGUGCAAAACCUGACAAGAGAGGGAAAUUAGUGAUGGUUGAAGGUGCCUUGAUUACUGGUGGUAUUACAAUUGCUUAUUGGGUUGAUUUUGCAUUCUAUUUCUUACGCCAUGAAAGUUCUGCAAGUUGGAGAUUUCCAGUUGCUUUCCAAAUCUUCUUCCCUGUUUUAAUUAUUCCAAUUAUUUUAAGAUUACCUGAAUCACCAAGAUGGUUAUUAAAAGUUGGUAGAACUGAAGAUGCAAUUAGAGUUUUUUCUGCAUUGGAAGGUAUUCCACAUAAUGAUGACUAUAUUAAACAUGAAGUUCAAGAAGUUCAAACUGCCUUGGCUAAAGAAGUAUCUGAUGGGGCUAAAAAUGGAUUUCAACAAUUAUUCAAAAUGGGUCCUGGGAGAACUUUUCAUAGAGUUUCAUUGGCCUUUUGGAAUCAAGUUAUGCAACAGAUUACUGGUAUCAAUUUAAUUACCUAUUAUGCUGGUACUGUCUUUGAAGUUUAUAUUGGUAUGACUGCUUUUAAUUCAAGAAUUUUAGCUGCUUGUAAUGGUACAGAAUACUUUUUAGCUUCUUGGGUUGCAUAUUUCUUUAUUGAAAGAGUUGGUAGAAGAAAGCUUAUGCUUUUCGGUGCUGCUGGUCAAGCUGGAACUAUGGCCAUAUUAACUGGUACAAAUUGGGCUGCUAAUCAUGGAAAUUCUUCCGCAGGUAUUGCAGCUGCUGUAUUCUUAUUCGUUUUCAAUACAUUUUUCGCAAUUGGUUGGUUAGGUAUGACUUGGUUAUAUCCAGCUGAAAUUGCCCCAUUACAUGUUAGAGCUGCUACCAAUGGUUUAUCAACAGCUGCCAAUUGGUCUUUCAAUUUUAUGGUUGUUAUGAUCACACCAGUUGCCUUUGCUAAUAUUGGUGUUUAUACAUACACUAUCUUUGCUGUCAUUAAUCUUUUGAUGAUUCCAGUUGUCUAUUUCUUAUAUCCAGAAACUGCUGGUAGAACAUUGGAAGAAAUGGAUAUCAUUUUCGAGAAUUCUGAUCCAAGAAGACCUUGGGAUGUUGUUCAUCAAGCAAAGAUUUUACCAUUUGGAUAUAGUCACGGUAAAUUUGCUGAAGAUAUUGAAAAAGCAACCGCCUCUCAUGAAGAAAAUACUGGUAUUUUCCAAAAAUAA
Molecule: messenger RNA, 1677 nt
Organism: Hansenula ciferrii
Lineage: Eukaryota; Fungi; Ascomycota; Saccharomycetes; Phaffomycetales; Wickerhamomycetaceae
Gene: KHT16
Product: sugar porter family MFS transporter
Exons: 1
Coding region: 1-1677 (558 amino acids)
Biological process (GO): carbohydrate transport; transmembrane transport
Cellular component (GO): membrane
Molecular function (GO): carbohydrate:proton symporter activity
Source: RefSeq, a predicted model, not a curated record